Messenger RNA from Triticum urartu, 1411 nucleotides. RefSeq lists its product as uncharacterized. NCBI's taxonomy places the organism in Eukaryota, Viridiplantae, Streptophyta, Magnoliopsida, Poales, Poaceae. The record is from RefSeq and is a predicted model, not a curated record.
CCGGAGGCGUACAAGUGGCCACACCUCCACCACCAUUGCCAACCAUCCACUUCCAACGAGACCAAACCCAAACCCAAGCCGGAGACAGAUAGAUCCAACAAGAGCCAUCAGCCAUGGCCGGCCUCCUCCUCCUCAAGCUCCUCCCUCCCUCCAUCCUCUCCGGCGGCGCCACCUCCACCUCCACACCUCGCCGUCGGCCAGCACCGAUCCACCACACCACCACCAGAAUCACAAGCAGCAGCAUCAACGCAACACAGUCUUCCUCCUCCUCCACCACCACACCCGCGACAACCUCGGCGUCGUCUCCGGCGGCGGUGAAGCUCACCUACCUCCAGUUCAACGGCUGGCUGUGGGAGCUGCCCGGCGGCUUCCGCGUCCUCGUCGACCCCAUCCUCGUCGGCAACCUCGACUUCGGCAUCCCCUGGCUCUUCGACGCCGCCAAGAAGACCCUCCCCAACUCUCACCCACAGCCGGACGCCGGCCUCCUCGCCGACCUGCUGCUCAUCACCCAGAGCCUCGACGACCACUGCCACCUCCGCACCCUCACCCAGCUCGCCGCCAUCCGCCCCGGCCUCCCCGUCGUCGCCACGCCCAACGCGCGCCCCAUCCUCUCCGCCCUCCCCUUCACCCACGUCACCUAUCUCGAGCCCGGCCAGUCCACCACCGCCGCCGCCGUCACCGUGCUCGCCACCGCCGGCCCCGUGCUCGGCCCGCCGUGGCAGCGCCCGGAGAACGGCUACAUCGUCACCGCCGGCAAAAACACCAGCGUCUACUACGAGCCGCACUGCGUGUACGACGCCGGGUUCCUGCGGGACAGGGCGCUGCGCGCCGACGUGCUCAUCACGCCCGUCGUCAAGCAGCUCCUCCCGGCCGACUUCACCCUCGUCUCCGGGCAGGAGGACGCCGUGGAGCUCGCCAGGCUGCUCCGCCCAAGCUACGUCGUGCCCAUGAGCAACGGCGAGUUCGACGCCAAGGGCCUCCUCGCCGCCCUCGUCUCCACCCGGGGCACCAUCCAGGCCUUCAGGGCCAUGCUCGCCGACGCGCUCCCCGACGCAAAGGUCGUCGAGCCCACCCCCGGCGUCCCGCUCCACCUCCGCUUCGACGACAACGACAACAACAACAAUUCAUCAACAUCAUCAUCAUCAUCUUCAUAGAUUAGCUCCAUUCUCCAUUCAUAUUGCAACAACAUAAGACAGACAGACAAACAGAGGGAGGGCAAAAGAUUAGUUCUUAGAAGAACUCCAUCUAGACAUGCUCUAGUAGAAUAUAUAUAUAGUUCAAAAAAUCUUAAUAUCAUAUAGUAUAUGCAAGUAUAAUACUACAAUCUUUUUCCUUUUGAUUUGUAGGAUAAGCAUAAUACAAUCUUAUUACAAGUGUAUUCUACUGUACAUGGCAAGACCAGUUUCAUGGA